AUGUCCGGUAACGGCGGUUAUGUGGCGUGCGACAGCAUCGUCAGCAACACGAGUACCAGCAACAGUAACAACGGGACGGUCACCGGCGGCAGCGAGGACGCCAAUCAGCAGCAAACCGAUGUUCUGCCGGACUUGAACGGCGUCGACUUGGCUAUGAGUCUUUCGCCUCCCAAGAAUUCGAUUCAUCAACAGCAUCACUUGCAUUUGCAUCACGGCACCGCUCCGCACCACUUGGCUCUGGGUCCGCACCAUUUGCACCAGCAUUUACAGCACCAGAGCGCAAUACAUUCGACGCCGUUCAGCGUCACCGACAUCCUCAGCCCCAUCGAAGAAUCUUAUCGAAAACUAGAAUUGGCCGGAGGCAAUCCGCCCUCGCCUUACAGAUCAACGUCCAGCGGCAGUAGCUUGACUUCACCUAACAACGUGACCAACGGUUCCUCCUGUGUUGGAAACGUGCCGGUAGCGAUGUCACAGCCACCAGUUGUAAGCAGUGGCGGCAGUGGCGGAGGCAUGUAUUCUAUGGGGGCACACUCACUGUACAGCCCUCCUUUGGGCCCCGUUCAAGGUUACUGUUCAGGUCCCGACAAUUUGGGAGCCUUAGCUGGACACUACAGUGACGUCAGGGCCGCCGGUGGAUGGUAUGGGCCCGCCACCAAUGACCCGCGAUUUGCAAUAUCGCGGCUGAUGAGUGGUUCGUCCAACAUGAGUCACGCGAUGAAUAAUAUGGGCGGCCUGGGCCCCGUGUCCGGCCUGGGUCCAUGCAACAUGGGCGCCACCGACACCAAACCGAUGCAGUUCCCUCUGGUGCAGAGACGGAAACGACGCGUACUCUUCACGCAGCAUCAGCUUAUUCAACAUAUCUUGUCUGUUCUUCUCAAACAGACCACACUCCAAUAUUAAAUGUUCUCCACUUCCAACUGAUUUACCACACCUACAUACAUUCGAAGCUGCAACACCUAUCCGAUGCAGGUGUGAUGGAAAGCUUCCAUGGUUUAAUCUUAACCUCGUUAAUGUUACUAAGGUUCUUCUAUCCUCGAAUUUGAAACUUUCUUGCCACAUUCUGCUUCCCACUGUUGGAUUGCAUACUCUAUAAUAGGCCCCUCUAGUCUCAUUUGGAUCGAUCCAUACUUUUUGCCACUCUUUAAAAUUUCUAUUUUUACACCGUUUCACAUAAUCCUUGUAUGUUGCUACAUGCAUAAUAGAUCCAUUUUUUGUUGCUUGUUUUGCUAUUUUAUCAGCCAUGUCGUUUCCUUUGAUUCCUGAGUGAGCCUUAAUCCAUAUUAUUUUAAUGGUAUACCCUAUUCUCAUCAGCCUAUUAAUAUCGAACCACACUUCAUAGAACAAUAUAUCUGAUAGCCGAGUUUUGUUGUAUAAAUUUUGUAGAGUUUCUAUACUACUUUUACUGUCGGUGAAUAUAACUGUCUUCAUUAUUUUGUGCCUUUGAAUUAACUCUAUUGCCUUUUUAAUAGCAAAAAUUUCCGCAGUAAAAAUUGAAACAAAAUCAGGCAGUUUAUAUCCCAACUUAAUGUUCAAAUUUUCCAAAUAUA
Ctenocephalides felis (cat flea) is the source of this 1547-nucleotide messenger RNA. RefSeq names its product thyroid transcription factor 1-like. NCBI's taxonomy places the organism in Eukaryota, Metazoa, Arthropoda, Insecta, Siphonaptera, Pulicidae. Bases 1 to 900 code for a protein of 299 amino acids. The transcript is spliced from 4 exons. The record is from RefSeq and is a predicted model, not a curated record.